UGAGAAGUGCUUAAUUUAAUUAUUUUAAUUUUGUUGACGAUAAGUAAAAAACAUUGAGUUUUUCACAUGACAUUUUUAUAGGUUGUAGUUUUUUUUAAUGUGGUUUUUGAGUGAAAAAUAAUGGUGGUUUGAAUAUAAUAUUCUUUGUUAAAAGUAUUUAUACAUUUCAGCACAAAAUAUCAUUUUUAUUUAAAAUUGAUUAAUUUUGUCAAAUUUAUUGGAGUAUUUUUGGUGUGGGUUCAUUAAUACAAAUUCUCUGAAUGCGGUUUGAUAUGGAACGUGAGCCCUUAGGAGUGGCAACCGAAGUAGUACAUUUGUCAUCAUUGAAACGUUGGAGUCAAAUUUCACCAACGCAACAAGUAAUUGAUUAUUCAGCUACUGGAGAAACGCCAAAAUAUAAUGUUUCGCCAUUUCCAUAUAGCCUAGAUUUAAAUCGUAAAGUUAUUUUAUGGGUUGGUGAUAUUUCCACAUUGCAAGUUGAUGCCAUUGUUAAUUCUACAAAUGAGUCAUUAAGUGAUAGUAAUCCAGUUAGUGAUAAAAUAUUUUCUAAAGCUGGCUCACAACUGAAAGAGGAGCUAUAUUCAGAUGUGAUUGAGUGUCGAACUGGAGAAAUUCGUGUCACUCAGGGCCAUGCUCUUCCAGCACGUUAUAUUAUCCACACAGUUGGUCCCAAAUAUAAUAUUAAAUAUCAAUCAGCUGCUGAAAAUACGCUGCAUAUAUGCUAUCGAUCAAUUUUACAAAUGUGUUGUGAAAUGAACUUACGAACAGUGGCAUUUUGUGUAAUAAAUUCUGUAAAACGUAACUAUCCACCAGAGGAAGGAGCUCAUAUUGCAUUACGCACUGUGCGUCGUUUUCUUGAACAAUUUCCUGAUUCAUUAGAUCACGUUAUAUUUGCUCUUGAAUCACACGACAUUGGUAUUUACGAAGUAUUGUUACCAUUAUAUUUUCCACGCUCAACGUACGAAGAAGAUAUUGCACGUUGGCAACUUCCAGUUGAUAUUGGUGGUGUAGACGGUGAACCAAUUCAAGUGGAUAGACAAAUUCGCAUCAUUGAUAAUCCACAACAUACUUUGCACCCCGAAGACGAGACAAUUGAUUUGUCUGGUCAAUUAGAAAGUUCAGUAAACGUGGGUGAACACGCAUUCAGUCAAAUGCAAGGUGACUUAGAUCAGCAACGCCUGCUAGGCGAACGACCUGUCAGCGAUCCGUUGUCGGAUAUUAUGGUCAAAGAAAUUCAACAUCAAGAAAGAUAUGAACGACUUCUUCGCCGUGCCAAAUCUGAAGAUUUAUCUGAAAUAUCUGGUAUUGGAUGUUUAUAUCAAAGUGGAGUUGAUCGUUUAGGGCGACCUGUUGUUAUUUUUGUUGGUAAAUGGUUCCCAUUUAAUAAAAUUAAUUUAGAUAAGGCUUUACUUUAUUUAAUAUAUCUACUAGAUCCAAUCGUAAAAGGGGAUUACGUCAUUGCAUAUUUUCACACGCUUACGUCAAAUGUCAAUUAUCCAUCAUUUUCGUGGUUGCGUGAAGUUUAUAAUGUACUGCCUUAUAAAUACAAGAAAAAUUUAAAAGCUUUUUAUAUAGUACAUCCAACAUUCUGGACAAAGAUGAUGACAUGGUGGUUCACAACAUUUAUGGCACCAGCUAUAAAACAAAAAGUUCAUAGUUUACCGGGUGUUGAAUAUUUAUAUGCUGCAAUGGCACCAGAUCAAUUGGAAAUACCGGCUUAUAUUACAGAAUAUGAUAUGUCGAUUAAUGGAUUACGAUACUUUCAACCAGAAGCACCCACGUAAGAUUAGU
Chrysoperla carnea is the source of this 1791-nucleotide messenger RNA. RefSeq names its product protein GDAP2 homolog (gene Gdap2). Lineage: Eukaryota; Metazoa; Arthropoda; Insecta; Neuroptera; Chrysopidae. The record is from RefSeq and is a predicted model, not a curated record. The coding region runs from base 261 to 1784 and encodes 507 amino acids. The transcript has 11 exons.